Messenger RNA from Neoarius graeffei (lesser salmon catfish), 2992 nucleotides. It is a transcript of the gene eya3, whose product is annotated as EYA transcriptional coactivator and phosphatase 3. Gene Ontology annotation, cellular component: nucleus. The transcript has 19 exons. The coding region runs from base 208 to 1971 and encodes 587 amino acids. Gene Ontology annotation, biological process: positive regulation of DNA repair; multicellular organism development; negative regulation of extrinsic apoptotic signaling pathway in absence of ligand. NCBI's taxonomy places the organism in Eukaryota, Metazoa, Chordata, Actinopteri, Siluriformes, Ariidae. The record is from RefSeq and is a predicted model, not a curated record. Gene Ontology annotation, molecular function: protein tyrosine phosphatase activity.
AACAACCCGAGAGCUUCACUGUAGUGUAAGUUUUCAGCCCGGAGGAUAUUUAGCUUAGCUUAGCAUAGCUUAGCUAACUCCUCGACUCGAGCGAUUUAUUAUGAUGGGCCUGCACAGGGCCAGAAGCAGCAGUAAAGUGUGAGCGGCCAGACACGUCAGGACACGCCGUGCCGUCCUCUCCACGCGCGCACGCAUACACACACCAUCAUGGAGGAGCCACAGGAGGCACCAGAGCUCCCGGCAAAGAAAGCGAGGCACGACCCAGAAAUCGGUCAGGAAGAAGAUGUGAGUGGUGAGGUCGGUCAUGACAGCAGGCCAGAUGUUUUAGGCUCUAACAUCACCACUUACUCUCCAUCCUCUGCUGCACAUCUCGAUUCUGUUCCAGGGAAUCAAGAACGCUCAAAUCAACACAUAUCAGGCUGUGACUCAGACCGCUCCUAUACUAAAGUGGAGACCUGCAAAGAGCUCACAGCUCCAGAAUCUGAAUAUACCUCACAGAUCUACCCAGGAAACAACCCUGCAGUUACUGUAUACGACAACCAGGUGGCGUUUUCUGCUCUGGGUCAGUCAGCAGCGUACAGCACCUUCAGCCAGACGGGCCAAACCUAUGGCCUGCCUCCAUUCGGUGCCAUGUGGCCGGGCAUUAAGAGCGAGCCCAGGCUGCAGGACGUGUCCGCUGCUGGCCAGAUGCCGUUUCUCAGCUUCAGCACAGCUUAUACUUCAACUCAGCCGUGCCAGACCCACUACUCGUACCCCAGCCAAGGUUCCUGCUUCACUACGUCCAGUGUGUACUCCAACAUCCCCACAGCCCCUGCUGUCACCACAGCCACCGCCACACAUCAAGAUUUCUCCAGCUAUAAUUCACUGGGACAGAACCAGUUCUCCCAGUAUUAUGUCCCUCCCAACAGUUACCUCCCACCUGCACCCCCUAGCAGCCAAGAGGACGGAGAGAACGUCUCAGUGCCGCCGUACACGCCUGUGAAGACCGAGACUAGUGCCUCCACAGGACUGCCCAGCUCUACAGUUGCGUCUCCAGCCAGCGUGACCCUCCCCGUGGGCACGGCUCAGGACGAAGCCGCCCGCAGAAACCCUCUACCCAAAGCAAAAGGCAAAGCAAAGAAAUCAGACAGCGGUCAGUCUACAGACAACGACCUGGAGCGAGUCUUCUUGUGGGAUCUGGAUGAAACCAUCAUCAUUUUCCACUCCCUGCUCACAGGGUCGUUUGCGCAAAAGUUCGGCAAGGAUCCAGCUACGGUGCUCAAUCUGGGUCUGCAGAUGGAGGAACUGAUCUUUGAGCUCGCAGACACGCAUCUGUUCUUCAACGAUCUGGAGGAGUGCGAUCAAGUCCACGCUGAGGACGUGUCGUCUGACGACAACGGACAAGAUCUGAGCAACUAUAACUUUGCGAAUGAUGGGUUCAGUGGGACGGGCGGAGCCGGAGUGCAAAGCUCCAACCCAGCAGUGCAGGGUGGAGUGGACUGGAUGCGCAAGCUGGCCUUUCGGUACCGCCGCCUUAAAGAGAUCUACAACGGAUACAAAGGGAAUGUCGGAGCUCUGCUGAGUCCCCUGAAGAGGGAGCUGCUGCUCCGAGUGCGCGAGGACAUCGAGACCGUGACGGACAGCUGGCUCAGCACCGCCAUCAAAUCCCUCCUGCUGAUCCAGUCCAGGGGAAGAUGUAUGAAUGUUCUGGUCACCACAACUCAGCUGGUUCCUGCCCUGGCGAAAGUGCUCCUCUACGGCCUCGGGGACAUUUUCCCCAUCGACAACAUCUACAGCGCCACCAAGAUCGGAAAGGAAAGCUGCUUUGAGCGCAUCGUGUCACGUUUUGGCAAGAAGGUGACCUACGUGGUUAUAGGAGACGGCCGGGAGGAGGAGUUUGCAGCGAAGCAGCACAACAUGCCGUUCUGGCGCAUCUCUGCUCACGGUGACCUGGUGUCUCUACACCAAGCUUUGGAGCUGGACUUCUUAUAGAGUGCACACACACUCAGGAGGGCAUACAGGUCUCUCUUUCUCUCUCACACACACACACACACACACACACACACCACGUUAUGGACACCUGAUGAGUCUUGGAGGACAGAAGAAGGGUUUGAGCCUACAGGGUAUCCUUCCACUACCUUUAAGGCAGCUAAAUACCUGGGCACGAGCCUGGCACUGCGAUAAUCUCUUCAGAUAUGCACAAGGAUGGUGAAAAAGACCCGAACCUGGCCCUCGUACUGCCAGCCCACCGCAAAAGCACUGCGUGUUUUAUGAGCAUUUCUGUUCAAACUGGAUUCACCAAAGGAAAGACCAAAGCUGCACUGGCGUAAGGGUUUUGGAUUUUUUUUUUUUUCUUUCCCGUCAAUUUCUUUUUCUUUGUACAUCUCUCAUUUGCGUUCUCGAUCCUGGACUUUUUUUUUUCCCCUUUCCCUGUUUUGCACUCGGAGGACUGGACUGGUGGCAGAGCCUGAAUGUGGAUAUGGAAUAACAGAUUAGUUUUCUGACUUUUUUUUUUUUUUAUGCUUUAAAAGUUCAUUCACAUUUCAUUGAAGCGAAACAUCCAUCAGGUGGUCUACAGUAAAGUGGCUCAACGAUUCGGCACAGCUUGAUCCAGUUGAUUCAUACGAUUCCCAAUUGUAUGGAAUACGACUGAAUCAGUCGGACUGCCGAUAUUCACUUCCUGUGUGCAUACGUUUCUGUUCUCAUAGCAUGACUUUCAUUACUCUCACUCCCAUAAUCCUCUGAACCUGAAUUCAGGACGGACGGGAGGGAACGAAAAGCCCUCACCUCACCGCGCUGUAACAAGGACGCAUUGUUAAAUUGUUGAUUUUUUUUUUUUUUAAAUGUAUAAAUACUGGUGUUCACGUGGUACUUCAGUGUGGUUCCUGUGACUUUUACUUGUUCCAUGUGUCUAAUCAGAUGCUCAGUAUCGAACCCCGUGGAUUGUAAUCGUACGAGGACAUGAUUUGGCUCUCGGUGUAUUUUAAUGGCAGGCCAUUAAAGGAAUACUGUA